Nerophis lumbriciformis (worm pipefish) is the source of this 3590-nucleotide messenger RNA. RefSeq names its product glyceronephosphate O-acyltransferase 2 (gene gnpat2). Gene Ontology annotation, molecular function: glycerol-3-phosphate O-acyltransferase activity; glycerone-phosphate O-acyltransferase activity. Gene Ontology annotation, biological process: ether lipid biosynthetic process; phospholipid biosynthetic process; triglyceride biosynthetic process. NCBI's taxonomy places the organism in Eukaryota, Metazoa, Chordata, Actinopteri, Syngnathiformes, Syngnathidae. Gene Ontology annotation, cellular component: mitochondrial membrane; peroxisomal membrane. The record is from RefSeq and is a predicted model, not a curated record.
UUGUGUAGGCUACAUUCAUUUGUGUUGGUUUUGAAAUGUAUGUAUUGAGGAUAGAGGACUAAACUUGAUGAUUGUAUUGAUGUUAAAAAAUAUACUUGCUGACAACUUUUAUAAGCGACAAUGAAAGUGAAACCAUAUCUCAAAGGGGGGCAUUAAACAAAAAUGAAAGUGAAAUAGGAUUUUGGACCACUCUUGAAAGACAUUCGGUUUUCAUGAACAUUUUUAACAAUUUUGUACCUUCUCUUGGCCCUUUUUUUUAAAAACUGUUUUAUGCUGUUUCACGGCAGAAGUACUUGGAGUAGGUUUUUGGUGCCGAGUCCGGUUCGGUGGUUUACCUAAAGAUGGCCAACACGAAUUGGGAGUCCAUCCAAGCAGGCUUCAUGAAAGAGGAUGAGGAGGACAAGAUGGUGGACAUAUUACAAGAAAGAAGACACAGUAGUGACCUGGGCCACGCCUUCAGAACCUUCAACCCCCACCUGUACAAAGGGGCGCCACCGUGCUCUGCCGCAGACCUCAACAGGACUGUGCUGGACUCCCAGGAUGUACGCCGCGUGGUGCAAGAGGUUGCCAUGGAGACAGGAUUGUCACUGGAGGCGGUGACAGAAGAAGCCGCGGGUAUUUUAAAGGAGAUGUCACAAAACUUGCACCUGGGUUUCAUCCGCCUAAUGGGCUUCAUGCUCAGCAAAGUGCUCAAACGCCUCUACUCCAGUAUCUAUGUCAACAUGGAAGCCCUCCACAUGCUGCAGCAGGUGGUUGCCGACACUCCUGUCGUCCUGCUGCCCAAUCACAGGAGCUACACAGACUUCCUGGUUAUCUCCUACAUCAUGUUCACCUACGACAUCCCGCUGCCUGUCAUUGCUUCCGGACUGGCUCUGGCCGGGAUGAACUUCGUAGGCGAAAUGCUGCGUCGCUCAGGAGCGUUCUACAUCCGAAGGGACAUUGCGUCCAACAGGCUGUACUGUGCAGUGCUGUCGGAGUAUGUCAAAAGCCUCAUCAGAACAGGAUUCGCUCCGGUGGAGUUUUACAUCGAAGGCUACAGGAGUCGCUCUCUGAAAUCCUUGACACCGAAGCUAGGUAUGAUGCACAUGGUGCUGGAUCCCUUCCUGAAGGGAGAGGUGCAAGACAUCACCUUUGUGCCCAUCAGCAUCAGCUACGACCGGCUUCUAGAAGAAUCUCUGCUGGCGCGGGAACUGCUGGGGAUCCCCAAACCGAAAGAGAGCACCCUGAGUCUACUGAGGGUCAGCUGGGUCCUGACGGAGGACUACGGCUGCAUGCACGUCAAAUUUGGUCGUCCCAUGUCGGCCACACAGCUGUGUCACGGCAGGACAAUAGAGGUUCCUGAGUACCAGGUGUGGGUCAACUGGCUGGCUCAUGUGAUGGUUCGCAUCCAAGAGCGGGGCUCCUUCACCAGCCCUUGGUCUCUCAUGGCCUGCCUGCUGCUCCAAGAACCCGCCUCGGUCCUGACAGACAGCGGCCUCGCCUGGCAUGGGCUCGCUGAGAGGACGCUUUGGCUCAAGAGGCUGGCAUUGGAAUUUGGGGCUCGGCUAGACUGGCCUGGACACGUCUCUGACUGGGAAGUGAUGUCAUCCGCCGUGGCUCUACACCACCCCUCUGUCCGCCUCCAGGAGCAGCGCGUCUUUUUGGUCCUGGAGGAGGCGGCAGCAGCCAGCCAGCAGCCAAUCAGCGCUGAGGACGAGGUCAACAAGAUGGCGGCGCCCAUGUUGAUGAUGGCGUCCUACCGCAAUCAGACGCUGCAUCUGUUUGUACGGCCCGCCCUGUUGGCCGCGGCGUUGAAGCUUGCAGGGCGCAGUUGCAGAGAUGAGAUCUUUGCUUCCUUCUGCUUCCUUCAGGAUGUCUUCCGAAGCGAAUUCAUCUUCAUUCCUGGCAAAGCCUUGGAGGACUUUGAGGAGGCGUGCUUUCUCCUACAGCAAUGUGGCGCCUUGCAUGCCGUCGACCAACUGGAGGUGACGGCGUUAGAGGACAGUGUGGAGGUGUUGUCCUUCCUGCGUGGGCUCCUGCAGCCUUUCAUUGACUCAUAUCAGGUCAUGUUGAGCUUCUUGUGUGAGCAGGAUGCUAACGAGAUCACAGAGAAAGACUUCCUCCCUGCAGUGAGGUGUCUGGCCUCAAAGCUCAUCCUAUCAGGUGAUCUCCACACCUAUGAGACCCUCUCGUCGGACAUGCAAAAGAACAUCCUGUCGUCCCUCAGGGGACUGGCGGCCGUGACAAAGUUGAAGGCGUGUGAGCAGAAGAAGUACAGCGUGGACAAAGAAGCAGUGAGAAGAAUCGCAGAUACACUUUACUGCUUUUGUCCUCUCAUGACUCGAGCUGGGAAAAUCCGCCCCCAGAUUCUCCAGACUGAACCUGACGCAAGACUUUAGUCCUUGUUGGAAGACGUCCAAGCUCAGUAGCAGACCACAUCCUCGCUCUCACCUCAGAGUGAACCCUUACGCCUUUUGGCUUCGUUCCUCCAUCACUGGUAGAGCUUCAAAGAUAUGGUCAGAAGAUAUCCAAGUGUUAAUGAUGGCACAUUCAUCAUCAAAUUAUUUUUUAAAGUGUGUUUCCUACUAUGGCUGCAAAUUGAACAUGAUAACGUAUGUGAUUAAUUAAAAAAAGUAUUGCAUUAAUCAUGUACAAACAAAGAGCGAUCACAUACGUGCGCCUUCAUCGUAACCGCAUAUGGUUACCUGAAAGGCGGCAUGGGUUGCUGUGUGAAAGGAUGAGUGAGGAGACUACGACUGGUGGCCCACCCCAACGGGACUUUCAAUAAAACCAAGGUCAUUUGCACAUAUUGCAACGAUGAAUUCUCUUAUCGCAGUUUAAAAUAUUAUAUUUAAAAAGCAAAGCAAGUUGUUGAGGCUUCUGCUAGUGAGAACGCUAAUAGUACAUUGACAACAAGCAGUGGAUGACAACAAAGUAUACCCGUGAAAAUGCACCAAGUUAAGCAAAGCUUUUGUAGCAACUGUGAUUAAUCGUGAUUAAUCCAGAUUCAAAAGUGUAAAUUAUCUAAAAUAAAAAAUAAAAAAAGAAUUAGGAAAAAAAGCUAAAUAAAGCUGCUUAAAAUUAGCAUAUAUUUAAAAAAAAUUUUUUUUUUAAAGUCACACAAUUUUGAGACUUUUGUCAUAUUAAAAUGAUUGAUGUCAGAAGAUAUCCAACAGUCUGGGUCUGCGGUUGUUAGGGGAAGACUGAAAUGACAGCAUACAGACAGUUUGUGGAACUGAUUAGGUUAGAAAACACCUCUGUAUGCUAAUGCUGAUGAUUAGUUGAACUCAGAACAGAAAAGUAUUUUUUAAUCAAAAGAUUAGUGACUUUCUCUUGUCCAACAAUGUGUUUGGCACUUUUCAAUCAGACUUUAAGCCCCACCACAGCACUGAAAGAGCGCUGAUCAAGGUGACAAAUGAUAUCCGCCUGAACAGAGAUGCAGGAAAAAUCUCAGUGUUGGUUCUGCUGGACCUGAGUGCUGCCUUUGACACACGGUUGACCAUACCAUCUUAUUGCAGAGGUUAGAAAACUGGGUGGGGAUAUCUAGUUUUGUUCUUAACUGGUUCAAAUCAGAUCUCGAUCACAGGAAAUAAAGUACUUGAAAUUGGAAA